Molecule: messenger RNA, 3927 nt
Organism: Bombyx mandarina (wild silkworm)
Lineage: Eukaryota; Metazoa; Arthropoda; Insecta; Lepidoptera; Bombycidae
Product: nuclear pore complex protein Nup160
Cellular component (GO): nuclear pore
Molecular function (GO): structural constituent of nuclear pore
Source: RefSeq, a predicted model, not a curated record
CUCUCAACUAAAAAUAUUUGUUUUCAGUUAUAUUUAAGUUGAUUCACUAAAAUAUCUGACUUGGGGGCUUUUGUAUUACAAAGUUCACCAUGGAAUUUCUUGAAGCUAUGCCGGUCACGUUCAAGGAGAUUGCUCCAAAUCAUAAUAUUCCAGAAAAAUGGAAAGAAAUUGUACUUAACACAGGUGGUACUCACAGUACUUUACAAGACAUCAAAUUACCGCAAAAAGCCGGCGGUUACUGGUAUAAGGAUUCAACGAAGUUCUACACCAGGAAUCGCUUUAUUUACUGGCAAACUACAUCAGAUGCAAUUGAGAUAUCGGAAGCUUCACUAGAUUUAAAUCUCUCUUCUGCAAACUUGAGAUGUAAAGUAGCUCCAGGAACUCCUCCACUGAGUAAUAUUACUGUUUAUGAACGCAGUAGUACAAACAAUGUUGUUAUAUUAGCUGCUACUGUUUCGUCAGUACAUAGACUAGUUUUUCCACAUCCUUCAAUAUUAGAUAAAAAGUGUACAUACGGAUCAAUGAGCAGUACAUCGCCUUCUAUAUGUCAUGAUACAUCUUCUAUAAACAACCCUAAUAAUUAUUUUAUUUUAAAUCAGUAUUCUAAUGCCACUACUGGAGUAGCCCAUACAUGUUCUUCACUGCUUCGUGAAAAUGGUGAAGCUAUAUUUGCACUUGCAUUUGGACAUGAAGGUGAGGGCAGCUUGUUACUUAUAAAACUGCCAGUAACUGGAGCAGCAGUCACUACUGUAUUAAAGAGAGAAUCAACUGUACCCAGUUUCUUAUCAGGAAUUACAGGAGCUCUCAGAGGCAAGACUACUGAUGGAGUUGAAACUUAUGGUGUGGUAAUUACAAAAAAUGUAAUUGUGGCCGUGUGUGGCGAUGCGUGUCUUAGAGCAUGGCCCAUUGAUGAUGGAGGUGCACCAAUUUCUGUGUCUGCCCCACUUUCACAAACAAACGUGAGACCGAAGCCACCACCACACGGUCACAUGCUACAGAAAACAAUUGGAUUGGAUGGCAGUGUCAUUUUAGUUGCAUAUUUAUCUUUUCCAAAUGAAUGUGAAUUUGUUGUGAUGAAAAUGCAUGAUCCCGUAGGGGGAUUUAUAAAGUUUUCACAUAUCUGUCGAAUAUUUGGUCCUCAGUUGGAUCUUUUAGAUUAUAAAAUUGGUUAUGGAGACAGCAAUCAUGUCAUUUGGGCACUGUGGAGUCAACCCGAUGGCGAUACCAUGAUGACAUGUAGUUCCCUGGGCGCCGAAGUGUCCUGGCAGGCAGUAGCGGGCCGCGAGCCUCCCCCGCCCUUGCCGCAACUAUCAAAUCACAACCAGUACCGCGAUAGACUCCUUGCGCCGGGCCUAUUUCCACAUUCGGUCAUCAGAAAAGCUCUGGUGAUCUACACGCGCACGUGGUGCGGCGGGGGCGCGGGGGGCGCGGCGGAGGAGGAGCUGGGCGAGGCGGCGGUGUCCGCCGUGCUGGCCCGCCUCCGCCUGCACGCGGCGCGCACCGCCUCCACCGAUCAAACACAUCUUAUGCACAAAUGCUGGUCAGAUUUGUACAGCUGGUGCAUGCAGUAUAUGGAAGGGUUACAGAAACCUCUUGGAUUGAUGGUGUCAGAAAAUGGGACGGACAUAGAGAGCGGGGGGUGGUGUGCAGUUGUGCGCCGCGCGGGGGUGUCUCUAGUCUGUGAACUCGAACCGCUAGAACGUAUGAUGUUGUCACCUGAAGAUACACUGGAAUCUGGAACUGGCGUGUGGCUGGGCGCGCUGUCGGCGGCGGCGCGGCGCGUGGUGGCGGCGGGCGCGUGCUGGGAGCGGGCCGCCUCGCCGAGCCGCGCGCACCAGCUCGAGCGACAACUGUUCGCAGCCGCCGCGCCGCAACACCGCCUGCUUCCUAGACUGCUGCAUCUGCUGCACUCGCCGCCUAUCUUAACACCCCAGCAAAUCAAUGAACUUAGUGCAAUUUUGGAGCCGAUCAGAGAUCUCCAAAGUGCCGUACUGGAACUGAACGAUGCCCUCAGAUUGGAUGUUCCAGACAUCGAAAUGUCUAGAAGUGAAGAUGAUGAAGACGGUGAAUAUGAAAGUUUAUUUGCCAGCGAUCUCGGAGUGGCCGUGGUCACCGAGGCCAUUAGGCAAAUGGCUGAAAUGAGAUGUCGCGUGGUGCGAGGCGCGCUGGCGGCGCUGGGCGUGUGUCGCGGGGCGGGCGCGGUGCCGGGCGCCGGACACUGCGCCGUGCACUGGCAGGCCUACCGCGCGCUUCUAUGGCUGCACGGAGCGCCGCCACAUGCCGCCACCAAUUCGAAUUCGUCGGAAGCGUUCCGGUUGAAGCUGAGUGCGCUAGGCGGCGCGGCGGUGAGUGCGGGCGCGGGCGGCGCGGGCGUGGUGCGGGUGUACGCGCGGGGGCCGGGGGGCGCCCGGGCGCGCUCGCACCUGGCCGCCGCACGGACGCACACCGCCUGGCAACACGCGCUGCCGCACUUCCUCUACCAUCUCGCGCACCAACUUUGGGCAGUUAGCGGCGGCUUCGAUUUUGGUUGGUGGUUAGCAAGAAUCAACCAGCCACGACUCGUGCAGACCUACGUCAACAUGCUGGAGCCCUGGUGUGAAUGGAAUGCGUGCUCGCGUCAGUUUAUAUUGGGGUUGGCCCUGCUAGACCUGGAAGACACGGAGGCGGCGUACACGGCGUUCUGCAAGGCAGCCAAAGGUGUUAGCACGGAGCCUUUCCUGCGACACCUCGUGGCCGAGCCGGACGCGCACCUCACUCAGCACCGAGCCCUCGUGCUGUACUACAUGAAGGUUAUAAAAUUGUUCGAGAUUCACGACGAAGGCGCUUGCGUUGUGCGUCUCGCGGAAACCGCCAUUAGCAUCGCUGACAAAGAUGAUCCCAAUUUGUCGAUGUUCCAGUGGGUGGUGUUCAAAUGGCACCUGUCGGGCGGGCGCACGUCCCGCGCGCUGACCGCCGCCGCCGCCAACCCGGCGCCGCACGCCCGCGCCGCCGCCGCAGCCGCGCUGCUCACUACGCUCGGCAGUCGCGGCGAGCUGGGCGCACUGGUGCAGUGCGCGACGAUGGCCGAGGAGGCGGAGCGAGCCGCAGCCGCGCGCGCCGCACUGCACGACGCGCACACACACAACCCUUAUUACGACUUCCUCUACGCGCUGCAUCUCUCCAGACACCACUACAGAAAAGCGGCCGCAGUGAUGUACGAGCGCGCGGCUCGGUGCGCGGCGGAGGGCGGCGGCGCUGCGGUGCGGCGCCGGUACCUCGCCGCGGCGCUCACCGCGCUGCGCAUGGCGCGCCCCGACCACGCCUUCAUAGCGCGACCCGCCACGCAUCUAGACUCCAAACUACAGGUAAUCGGUCCCGAAGAAUUAGCAGCGGAAUUACGUGAAGAAGUCCCGGAUUCACAAGACCCAGUAAAACAAGCUCUGCUUAACAGUGAAAACAUAAACUUCGACCGUCUGUAUACAACCUUGAAAGAUGCAAACGCAGAUACCUUGCUCACAGUAACUAAAAGAGCAAUAAGUACAGGACAGUUUCUACCGCGGUGGUUUUUGCAUAGGUAUUUGGAGGUUGACGGAGCGGGCUGCGUGCGUGCGUUACUGAGCGGAGGGCGCGCGGGCGAAGCGGGGGCGGCGUGGUGCGCGCUGGCACGAGCCUCGCUGGCCACACUGCAGCCGCGCGGACCGCCUGCUAUGGCGCACCUCUCGCUAGCUGAUUUAUUACUGGCAGAGCUCGCCGACCAUCAACAACCAUACGCCAAACAGGUACACGACGAGAUAGAUUCGCUGGUAAAGGAAUAUACUCAAGUUAUUAUUCGCACAUCUGAAGAUAUGAAAUUAGUGUAAACCUAUUAAUGUAUAAAAUAAAUGGAUUUUGUAUUUGUUAAAAUAAAAUAAUUUUGCUGCAAAAAAUUAAUAAUAAUACUUGAUUUAA